CAGCAGGGUCCUCUCGUCACUCUUGUAAACACACUGCAAAACACAACUCUAUACACAAGCUUUACAAAUAAUUCCCAUUGAGCUCACUGACGCGCCAAAUCUCUCAAAAACUUUAGUUCCCUCCACAUUCCGUUACCACAACAUACCGUGGGCGGCAGUGACGUCACUAUCAGCGGCGGCAGGUCGGUAGCUGAGCCGAAACUGUGCUAGUUCCCGAAGAUAUUAAAGUCUGCAAAAUGUAACAGGACUUAUCGUGCGAGUCAUGUAACGUGACGUCUCCACCGGUACCCAUCAAUGGAUAUUACAGCCAGAAGUUUUUGAACGGUGUUUGGGUUUAACGUCUCCGGCAGAACUGAUCCCAGAGCAGCUAGCUGAGCGUUAGCUCUAACCCGGGAGACUUGAAGUUGAGCAGCACUCAGCUGGCUGAGCUCUGAGUGACCGACAGGGGACAUGCUGCACUAAAUCAUGGAGUCGAGCCGUUUGGUCGGUGACUGUCUGUCUCCGGAGUCGACGGUGACCUCACUGCUGUCGAGCUCAGGCCAUCUGAGGAGCAGCCUGCUGGCCCCUGAACUCAACAGCACCUUCAGAUACAGAGACAAGAACUAUGACUCAGCCUCGGCGGCGUUGGACGCCUACAUCGCAGACUAUGAGGGCAGUCAUCGGAACAGCAAGUCGUUGACAGGAAAGCUCGUUCUGCCGCUCAGUCCACCCUCCAGGCUGAGCAGAGCCAGAGUGAGCACGCUCAGAAACAAAGAUGUCCUCAGGGAGCGUUUAACUGAUAGGGAGCUGGACUUCCUGAACCUCCCCGUCAGCUCUCUCCAUCACAGGAGCAACCGAGACAGACUCUCCAUGACGACGGAUGAGCUGCUGUCCAUCCCGCACGACGGCUCAAUGCCUGUCACCCACACCUCCGCCUUCAUCCAAGGGUUCUUGUCCCAGUCUGGAGCCUCCCUGCCCUGCCCCUCCUCCUCCAGACCAGCACACAGAGCCUGGGACAGACUCAGCAGCAGCCAUCCUGCCCCCCAACUGAACCACCAUCACCACCCUCAUCCUGCCAGAACUCCCAGGAGCUCCAGGUGCAGAGGAAGACCAGGGGCAGCCACGGUGAAUACAGAAGAUGGCAUCUCUUCAGUCAGCUGCCAUCAGCUUGUACACAGGGCAGCACGACCCGAGUGGACGGAGCCGUCUGCGUCGCUCCACCUCCCUCACUGGUUCACCAGCAACAAGACCGACAUGGACUGUUCUGGAAUCACCAGCGUGCCGGACCUGACUUAUCCAGCCUGGAUCCAGCACUGCGACCUCAGCGAGCCAACACCGCCCACAGAGUCAGAGCUGUGGGAAGAACACGGUCUUCUUCCACCUGCAACUCUCAAACACGGAGCUCCGUCCUGGGUUGCAGAGCUGGAGGACGAUGAUCCCGACCAGGCACCUGCACAGGUUGACAGGCAAGACACUCUCGGAGAUCUGAGGCUUCAGUUUGCUGAACACAUUUCUUUGCUCGCUGCAGAGAAAAGCUCCAACAUGAUGGAAACCCUCUACAGAGACAACAGGAUUGAGUCUCUGAUCCAGAAGGCAGAUCAGGUGUUGAACUCUCUGUCUCAGAGUUCUGGAGGUCCUGCAAAUCCAGAUGGUCUCACUGAUUGUGCUGAAAAAGCUGUCUGUGGACUGUCUGUGGACUCCCUGUGUUCCUCCUCACACCGUCAUCCAGUCACUCUGGAAUCAGCAGCAGCAGUAGGGGGCGUCACAGAGGCUCAGACUGACAGAGGAGCACAGGUCCUCCAUGGAAGCAGCAACUUUAAGCAGCCCGGUCCAGUGGAAGCUCUCAAACAGAUGUUCUUCAGACUGCAGGCGGUGGAGGCAAAGCUGCAGAGACAGACACCGGCAGCUCCGCCACUCACUGACAGGCUACAGACAGAGGAGACACCAGUGAAGCCCAGGACUGAAGCUGAAGCAGAGCUGGAGAGUUUUCCUGGUGGACCGUCACUGCAGAGAGCUCUGCAUCACCUGAGCCGGCUGAAGGUGCUGGUGGAAGAACCCAGAGGGAAACACAGAGAGGAAGAGGAGAAAGACGAAGACGAAGGGCGCUACUCCUCUUCAUCUGCUGACGGACCUGUCUGCUCUCAGCACAAACCCUCCUGAAGCUUCAAGGCUGUCUAUCAAAGCCAGGGACUUCCUGUUAGUGUCCCCUCCUUUGUGUUUCCUGUCAUGUCCUGCAGCAAAAGACGAACUGUGCAGAGUGAAUCGAGCUCAGCAUUUGUAUUUUAGAUGAGAAGAGACCAAACCAGAAAAGAACAUUCAUAAAAUGUGGGAUGAAGUUAUGUGUUAGUGUUACAGUGAAGGAAGCUCUUAACUCGCCGUCUGUUCUGGUUCAUUGUGGGGAAAAAAUUGUCCAGUAAAGGAGCCGUCCUGUGAGAGGAAGGUGUUAAGAGACCUGCCUCUAAGUCACGCCUCUUUCUCUUUUCUAUUUCUAUUUCUACAUCUGUUCAGAAAGAUGCAGCACGGUGAUGGAGUUGUUUGACUGUGGAUUUUUUGCACUUUUGAUGGAGCUAGCUGCUUUUCCUGCUGCCAAUCUCCAGGACCUUUCUCUGUACUGAAUACUUUACAACAACUGAUACUGAAUUCUCGGGACCAAUGCCAAUACUGAUAUCAGCUGGUUAAAAACUUCAGAUUUUGAUAUAUUGGCCAAUAUUCUUUUUUAUAAUGCAAGUAGACUCACAGAUUUUACCGUGAUCCUUCAAAUAUCGCCGAGAAGAAGAAAGUGCAAAUAGAUAAAUAGAUGUUAAUAGAUCUAAAUAGCAUUGAUUUUUCUGCAGAAGUUAUCAGGCAACAUAUCUGCAGAUAACAACAUAUCUGUGAUUGGUCAAUAUCUGCCUUUAAAUGACAGAUGAGGGUGACGCUGUGCAGCAUCUCAGUGAUAACAGUGGGACUCAAACUGAGAGAGGAAAUGACGAGACAGACAAAAUAUUAACAUACUCCACAAUAUUCAACAGACUCCAAGCACCGGUUCAGCUGCCGAGACACUAAUGGUGUCAAAUGAAUGUGUCUAAGUGCCAAUAUGAAUGUUGAAUUUGAUGUCUAGUCUGUCAAUGCACUGAAAGUGUCCUUUGUCCACAUCAAUGUUACCUUAUUAUGAUAAAUGUUACGUGCCUACGUUAGCCAUUAGCUUGUUCUUAUGCUAAAAGGUGACUGUUACAUACUAAACCUCAGCUGACUGCAGCUACAUUAAUAUUAGCUUACGUUUGAACAUGCAUCAUUGCUUUAUGAAGUGUUACAUGCUCAGGUUCAGCAUAUUCUCAUGUGUUAAUUGUUACACGCUGAAACUCAACAAGGUUUCAAACUAUAUAACUUAUUUUGGCAAAAUAGAUUAUUUGAACACUGAUAUGAUGAGUGAAAGAAUCUGUUAAAACAUGUAUUUAUUCCUCAGACUGAGGGAGAGAGAAGAAGUGUUCUGUGCCAGCAUCCAAAGCUCAAAGCAGCAGCAUGUUACAGAUGAGACAGUCUGCCUUAUCCUGAUGAAUGCUGUGCCACAAUCUGAGCCUGAAAUAUGUCAAACUUUGAGCGUAAUCAGUCAAGUGCCUGAAAGACAAACAUGUUGAAUGUUGAACGUGUUUAUCACACGAACGUUAACGCCCCUCAUAUGACGUGAACGCUUUGGAUUGAGGAAACGGUCUCUUUUGGUUCCAUCCUCCAGAGUUUAGUUCUUUCUGAACUCUUAUUGAUCCGUUCAUAUGUUUUGUCUCUCCGCUGAUGAAGACAGACAGACAGACAGUGUUUCCUCUCUUACUUCACAUUUCGAACCUUUAAAGAGCCAAAUCAGUGUUCAGGCACAAAGGAGACCUGAAUAUGAAAAUGAUGCUUUUGUAACAAUAAUCUUGUUAAUGUUUAAUGUUUUCAUUCCCAUGUAACAGACGUGUCUCCUUCAGCUCACAUUAAAACCUCUUACUUUACAACCUU
Molecule: messenger RNA, 3954 nt
Organism: Larimichthys crocea (large yellow croaker)
Lineage: Eukaryota; Metazoa; Chordata; Actinopteri; Sciaenidae
Gene: civh18orf54
Product: chromosome IV C18orf54 homolog
Exons: 15
Coding region: 466-2139 (557 amino acids)
Source: RefSeq, a predicted model, not a curated record